This is a messenger RNA of Zingiber officinale, 1767 nucleotides long. RefSeq lists its product as uncharacterized. Bases 197 to 1525 code for a protein of 442 amino acids. NCBI's taxonomy places the organism in Eukaryota, Viridiplantae, Streptophyta, Magnoliopsida, Zingiberales, Zingiberaceae. Gene Ontology annotation, molecular function: lipid binding. The transcript is spliced from 6 exons. The record is from RefSeq and is a predicted model, not a curated record.
CUACAACAAGAAAGGAGCUUCCUUUUCGUCGCUUUUUUUGGGUUCUUCUGUUCGCUCUUGUUCUUCGACGUUAUUUGGAUUCGAUGUAGAGCGAUCAUAUUUUGAGGGCGCUUUUUCUCCUUCUUUUGUUUAUUCGUUUUUCUUCUUUCUUCUUCUUCUUCUUCUUCCGUGAUCUUGUUGGUUGUUUGAUCGAGAAAUGGGGGAUUGGUACGCGGAUUUGACGACGUGGAUGAGGAAGCCGGCGUUGGUGGAAACUCUGAUCGACGUCCUUCUUUGCGCCGUGCCGAUCUGGGUCGCGGUCAUGAUCGGGCUAGUGAUCGGAUGGUCGUGGCGGCCGCGGUGGACGGGGCUGCUCUACCUUGGCCUCCGGAGUAGGUUUCGGUUCAUCUGGACGGCCCCUCCGGGAUUCGGCGCUCGACGGCUUUGGCUUGCAGUCACCGCACUCUCGGCUUUCUCCGUUAGCAGGAAAUUGUGGUCGAGUUUCAAGGGGAAAAACGAGGGGCUGCCGGCGUCGGAGGAAACGGGCUCGAGGACGCUAGUUUCGAUAAGCGCAACGGAGGUCGAAAGAGAUAGAGGCAGUUUGAGUUCUAGCAUUGAAAUGGAUGAGCAUGAUAUUGUAUCUGAAAAGGAUUUGGAGCAUCUAUUACACAUUCUAGAUAGUAAUGUUGGAGAUGCAACUUGGCAAAAUCAGAUGGAACGCACCACACCCAAUAUGUUUUACCAAUCAUGGCGUCAAGAGAUAAAGGAGGGCCCUAUAAUUUUUCGCAGUAGAACAAUUUUUGAGGAUGCAACUCCUGAGUUGGUCAGAGACUUUUUCUGGGAUGAUGAUUUCCGGUUAAAAUGGGAUUCAAUGCUUGCAUACUUGAAAAUAUUGGAGGAAUUCCAUCAGAGUGGAACCAUGAUUAUACACUGGAUUAAAAAGUUCCCAUUUUUUUGCAAUGAUAGGGAAUAUAUAAUUGCUCGGCGUAUAUGGGAGUCUAGAGGAACUUAUUACUGUGUGACAAAGGGAAUACCAUACCCCGCGUUACCCAAGGAGGAGAAACCCAGGCGUGUCGAUCUGUACUUCUCGAGUUGGCGCAUCAGAGCCGUGGAAUCACGCAAGCAAGAUGGCCAGCUAUCUGCAUGUGAAGUGACUCUCAUCCACUACGAAGAUAUGGGCAUACCAAAGGAUGUAGCCAAAGUUGGUGUUCGACAUGGGAUGUGGGGAGCUGUUAAGAAACUGCAUGCUGGUCUGAGAGCAUAUCAACUGAUGAGAAAAACAGAAGCUUCGCUAUCUAGAUGCGCACUCAUGGCACAGAUCACCACUAAGUUCUUCGACAAUGGAACCAUCACUCAACUCGACCCGGAGUCCUCGACUUCUACUUCUAAAACAGCCGAUAGCAUUGUCAGUAACAAGGAGCAUCGAGGAAUCGACUGGAAAUGGGUGGUGAUUGGUGGAGUUGCUGUGGUUUGCGGUCUUCAUGCUGGUCAUAUCGGGAAAGCCCUCUUAGUCGGAGGAGCUGCAGGGCGACUCGCAAAAAAAUGAGCCUGAUCAGAUUCUUUCAUGAUGGAGAACUUGAAUUCCUAUUUUGGAUGAGGACAUGUAAUUAAAGGAUGAGCUGCUCAUCUCAGUUUUUUUGGUAUAUUAGGCAUCAUCCUGUAUGAUUCUUGCCGGUAUCAUAAUUCCAUCGUAUAUGGAUAUGGUAUCAAGAUCAAUAAGACUUUUUAUUGGUCCUACUUAUUACUCAUUAGUAUUUUUUUCAUAAAAAAUACUUUUAAAGUUUGACA